Molecule: messenger RNA, 1534 nt
Organism: Octopus bimaculoides (California two-spot octopus)
Lineage: Eukaryota; Metazoa; Mollusca; Cephalopoda; Octopoda; Octopodidae
Molecular function (GO): metalloendopeptidase activity; zinc ion binding
Source: RefSeq, a predicted model, not a curated record
AUACCCACAUUUGCUCAGAUUCCUUUUCUUUGUCAUAAACCAAAAGUUUAUACCAAGAUCAUGGUAGCAAUAGCAAAUGCGUUAAUGCUUGGGACAUUAUAUAGUUGUUUGGCUAACCCUGCACAAUGUUUGACACCACCAGAUGUCCAGAACCAUUUUGUGAAAAUCCGUAAUACAAUUCUGGUUUUGUCCUCGAAAACAUUGUGGGAUACCGAAAAUGUAUCACCAGAAGACUGUGCAGCAAAAUGUUGGUCUGAUAAAAGGUGUUUGUCAUUUGAAAUCAGUAAAAAAAGAGGAAGAUGUUUCUUAUCAAAGGAAAAUGCAGCUAUCUUCAGGGAAAUAAGGAGAACUAAGGGAAGAGAUUACUACCAACGGGUAAAACCCAAUGAGAAACUUAUUAUAUUUAAAAAAGGUAGCAUACAAGGAUAUGACAAUCUUGGACACUAUAAAAAUGUGAGUUUAAAGAAGUGUAAGCAAACUUGUCGGAAACAUCCAGAAUGUAAUUCAUUUGAAUAUAAAGAAGAAACAAAGUUAUGUGAUCUGAGCAACGUCACUCACCUGACUAAUGACAUUAAAUCCAACAGAUGGGGCUGGGAUAUUUACAUCUUUAAUCCAGGUUACCGGAAGAUUGACUGUGGAACUCCAAAAGACCUUGCUCGUGCAUUGAAGGUCUACACGAACACUACCUAUGAAUCUGAAGUGACCUAUAUUUGCCCAAUGGGAGAAAAACUUACAUCAACAUGUGAAAUGAACAAUGAAUGGACUUUAGUUGAGCCUACUUGUAAAAAACCUAUGUCAUGCAAAGACAUAAAAAUGUGUGGUAGGGAUGCAACUGAUGGGGAAUACUGGAUCUACCCCUCUGUCCUUAACCAUAAAAGAUUAAAGGUUUACUGUCAUGACAUGGAAACAGAUAAGCCAAAAGAAUUUAUCACCUUACCACAUGAAAAUUUUGCAUAUGUACCAGCUUUGAAACCAUUCCAUUUAUGCAUGAACCGCUUUGAUGAAACAAUUAGCAAACCAGGGAAAACUAUUUUUAAGAAAGUUCGAAUUUAUCCAGAGGAAAUGGUUCUCGACAGAUUUGAUUUUACAUUCACAGAACUUGAAAAAGGCAAAGGAAAACACAAACGAGGUUUUGGUGCUGCUGAAGAUUGCUUGUAUGGUAAAUCAAGUUACUGCAAAAGUAAAGGGGAAAUGAAGGUUGAUCUAACACACACUGGUCUCAUCCUUGGAGAUUCGGUUAAAUGGGUGACAUAUGGUGAUGACUCACGAAUUAGUGAUUUGACAUAUUCUGAAAAUAAGCAAGUAGUAACAGCUACAUGUGGAGGAAAAUGUGGUGGAUGUAAACCUGAAGGCAAGUUUACAGUGCAACUUGGUCCAGAUGAACCCUCAACUACUGGUGUGAAAACCUGUGAAUUCCUGAGACAAAAACAUUGUUCCAAGCCUGCUCGUGCACAGUGAAAAGUACAGAAAAUUUUCAAACAUAAUGUCUUGUGAAAUAUGAAAUAAAAGUUGAUGAUUUAUGAUGUGAAAAAUA